AUGGCGGAGACGGCGCUUGGCAUGGCUACCACACUGGUGGGCAGCGCGCUCGGCGUCGCCUUGUCAGCGGCAAGGGAGGAGAUGGGCCUACUGCUCGGGGUGCAGGACGAUAUCUGGUACAUCCUCUAUAUAUCUCCUUUUGUUCUCCGUAGCAUUAAGAGAGGGUAUUUUAGUAAUUGA
Messenger RNA from Miscanthus lutarioriparius, 180 nucleotides. NCBI's taxonomy places the organism in Eukaryota, Viridiplantae, Streptophyta, Magnoliopsida, Poales, Poaceae. The record is from the annotation of a GenBank genome assembly.